AGNCAAUGGCAGCGUUACAUGCGGUCAGAUGGCAUCCGAGCCAAGAACAGGCCCCAUGUUCAGACAACUAACGAUAGCCGCUGUGGCACUGUCACUGGCNNAUCUACUCAAGUAUCGGCUAAGCCCAUCCAACGUAGAGCAGCUGGCGAUUCAGCAUUCGACUAUAUUGUCGUUGGAUCAGGUCCUGGAGGUGUCACAGUCGCCGACAAGCUUUCAGAAAGCGGUGCAUCAGUAUUGUUGAUUGAGAAAGGUCAAGCGACGACAGGUCAAUGGAACGGCAACAACAGACCUCAAUGGUUGGACAACACAGGCUUGACCUUCUACGAUGUUCCUGCCCUGGACAACAUGAUCUGGACGAAAGGAGGAGAUUUUACUAACGACAUCUUUUGUAACGACAUCGUUGGUGGUAUCUCGGGCUGUGUUCUCGGUGGCAGUGGUGCCAUCAACGCUGGUCUCUGGUGGAAGCCUUCAUCCUGGGAUUGGGACACCUUGUUCCCUGAGAAGUGGAGCAGCGCCAACAUGGCCAACGUUACUGAUCGCGUCUUCUCGCGCCUGCCUGGCACUGAGGUUCCCUCCCAAGACGGAAAGCUCUACUACCAGCAGGGUGCUGAUAUCAUCGAGGGUGCCUUGAGUGCCGCAAACUGGACCGAAGUCAGUGCCAACAGCGUUCCUGAUGAGAAGAACAGAGUUUACUCCAACACUACCUUCAUGUACCAGAAUGGCGAACGCAGCGGACCCAUGUCUGUAUACCUUGGAUCUGCCUACUCUCGCCCCAACUUCUCGCUCUACACCAACGCCAUUGUCGACAGAGUCAUUAGAGAAGGCUCUAAGAUUACCGGAGUUGAAGUUUCGAACACAUCCCCCGAUGGCUUCAGAGGCACCGUCAAAGCAAACAAGGCCGUUGUCCUUGCUGGUGGCGCAUUCGGUACUCCCAAGGUCUUGAUGAGAAGUGGAAUUGGCCCAAGAGAUCAGCUCGAGACUGUCCGCAACGCCGAAGGCUCAAAGAUGAUCAAUGAGGACCAGUGGAUUGACUUGCCCGUCGGCUACAACCUGAUGGACAACAUCAACACCGAUAUUGUCGUUUCUCACCCUGACGUUGUCUACUACGAUUUCCCUGGUCUUUGGAACAACCCUAACCAAGGAGAUGUUGAUGCUUACCUUAAUGGUCGCACUGGAAUGCUUACUCAGUCUUCGUCCAACUUGAACCCCAUGAUUUGGGAGAUGCUGAACGGCACCAAUGGCCUUCAGGGCUUGCAGUGGACUGCUCGUGUCGACACAUCCCUUAAUAUCAACAAUGACGCUAAGCACAACAUGGUUCUUGCUCAGUACAUUACCAUUGGUCAAGCUGCCAGAGGUCGUACCACCAUCACUUCCGACCUCAAGAUGAAUGUCUCGACCGGUGUAUCCGUCAUGGAACACGAGUCCGACCAGAUCGCCAUUGCUCAGGGUAUCGAAGACAUGGUGAAUGUCCUCAAGAACGUGCCCGGUCUUGAGAUCCUCUCGCCUCCUUCUGGCAUGUCCGCUUUGGACUACGUCAAGUCGACUACUCACCUGUACGUCAACCACUGGUUGGGCAGCUGCAAGAUGGGCAAUGACGAUGGCCGCAAAGAAAACGGCACUUCGGUCGUUGAUGCAGACUCGAAGGUUUAUGGUACUGACAACUUGUUCAUCGCUGAUGGCUCCAUCUUCCCUGGCCAGACGACCUCGAACCCUCAGGCUGCCAUUACCAUUGUUGGUGAGCGUGUUGCAGAGCUCAUCCUCGCACUCGACCGGUAG
Aureobasidium musti is the source of this 1776-nucleotide messenger RNA. Lineage: Eukaryota; Fungi; Ascomycota; Dothideomycetes; Dothideales; Saccotheciaceae. The record is from the annotation of a GenBank genome assembly.